Tetranychus urticae (two-spotted spider mite) is the source of this 968-nucleotide messenger RNA. The record is from RefSeq and is a predicted model, not a curated record. Lineage: Eukaryota; Metazoa; Arthropoda; Arachnida; Trombidiformes; Tetranychidae.
UUAAUAUUUGUCAAUUGUUUUCUCAGAAAAAAACAUUAACUUUUUCAACGUAAAUCUAAUAUAUCACCUAAUUCAAUGAAAAAAUAGCCUUGUUUACUUUCAAUUGAAAAAUGCCAAUAAAAAGAUACAUUAAAUAUUCCAUUGAAAAAUCACCUUUAAAUCACUUGGUGAGAUGUCAAAAGCAUCCCGGCCUUUUUCUUGGAAAUUUUCUUCAUUGUUGAUCAAAUACGUUAAAGUGUAAAAAAGUGAGUAAAAUUAGUGAGCAAAAAAAAGUUAAACAGUUUGACAAAAAAUAUUAAGUCAUUUGGUCAACUAGAUAACAUUGGUUUUAAAUUUUCUUAACUUUUCACGAUUUUGAGUUUAUAAUGGAAAUGGAAAUUAAACAAGAGUUCUUUAUUUCAACCUCACCUCCACCUGUAUUGCCCCUUCCACCACCUCCACAACAAUUUACAUUUCACCAGUCACCUUCACCUUCGCCAUUUUUAACUGUCAACCCACCGUUUUUACUCUCUAUUUUAAAAUCACCAUCUUCAGCAAACCCGCAAAAUCAUAUUGCACCAGCUCAAAGAAUUGUUGGAACAUCAACUCAUUCAACACAAACAAGGAUGAGUGAUAUGAAUAUUGGUCAAAACGUGCCAUCAGGAUCAAACAAAUCAGUGCCACCAUCAUUUGUGCGACCUCAGUGUUGUCGAAAUCAGUGUUGUGUCACUUGUUGCCCGGUAAUGCGACACCAGCUUCAACAUCUAUUGCAACCAGAACAACAAUUGCAACAUCAACAUCAACCAUCUGAAUAUUUUGAGAGAAGUAGUUUUGCCCGAAAACCUCCAAAAAUUGUUGGUGGCCAAUCAUUACGACAACGCGUUGAGAAUGCAAAAGAGUACCUUGAAAACAUCAAAAAAGGAUACAUAAGGACUGCUGAUCGUGAUCAAAUAAUCAAACUCAUUGAUGAUCUUUACUAUCGCAACUAG